AUGAUGGAACGGUCUUGGGAGUUCGGAGCGUGGAGGCCUACUAUAUCACCUUCGCAAAUGAACUGGAAAGCGCCGGAAGUAAAGGAGGUUCAGGAACUUCGUGAUAUACUCAUCGACCAGGCAAAAGAUGUUGUAGACAAGACCUACCUCCCAUCAGUAUGGGCGAGAAGAGGUAAAACCCUGUUAAUUCUUGGCUAUCCAGAAUUAUCAGCUGCAGACGCGUACAAGGCUAUCAGGCUCUGUGAUGCCGGCCUCUGCCAUGAUUCUACAACAGGCCUGAAAGUCCGGUUGAUUGUUGGCAUGUGGAUUAUGCUGCAAAGCUCAGAACUGAGUUCAUGGACUGCGUCAACGCCUGCUAGGGAGUGCCAAAGACGCGUUGCUGAUCGGCUCAAGGACGAUCGAAAUGAAGCAUACAAGCUUUUACUCUCAGCCUUGCGUUAUACACAGGACAAUCGAGAAGCCGUGAAUGUUUGCCACGAAGCUCAAAUGCUAUACCCACAUGACCUCGCCUUCGCGGAAACCCUUGCGGCUAUACAAAAGCGCAUACGUUCGAGAGAAGGCGCGCUCAAGAAAUCUGGAAUGACAGCCGCAGACAUUGAAGCUCAGAUGCGGGUAGGGUGUAUCAGGUUCAAACAGUACCCGUGGAUGUCACCAAGCUUACUGAGGAGGAGCCCAGAUCUUGUUUCUGCAUGUAAUGCAGCGUUGGAAUCUUAUUCGACUUGUAUUGAGAUGAAGGAAUCCUCAAUUGGAGAAUCUGGCACGGCUGCUAAUAACGAUAAUAGUACCAAGUGUUUUGGAUAUUUCGCGACUCGGGAUAUUCAAGCUGGAGAAUUGGUAUUAGCAGCACCAACCGCAUUAGGAGUCUAUAAUCGGCAGACAACAGCUCGUUGCUACAACUGCUCUAAAAAUCUGAACCCGUCAUAUGUUGCUGGCUUCCCUUGUUGUUCAGCUAUACGAUUCUGCAGUAGUGAGUGUCGAAGAAUCGCGGAAGAGACUUAUCAUAAGAUUCUCUGUGGAAAAGACUUCGGAGUGAUAUACAAAGACGCAGAGAGGGCGUGCGACACCGAGGAUCCAGCAAUCAACGUUCUCUUUUGGCUUCGAUUGCUUGCCUGCUGCGUCCAAGAAGGUGGCCACCCCCUUGAGAUGCCUCAGAUGGCGAGAUUGGUAGCGCAGUACGGGACAGACAUCAAUGUUGGUUGGUCACUACGUGCUAACGUUGUUGGCCCACUUCAAAUCUUGGAAUCAUUCGGAGUCGACAUCUUUGCCGAUGCAAGAUACGAGAGCUGGGUUCUUGAGACUAUGUGGCAUCGCGUCAAGAACAACUACAACAGUAUGGGCAUAAAUGGCGAACUGUUUGUUUAUCUCAAUGAGCAUUACUCGGGUUUCAAUCACAGCUGCCACUCCCCGCCCAUGGUUGCUGCCAGGAGCAUGAUCUCAACCGCCGAGCUAGGAGCCAUGCGAUACAUCCGAAAAGGAGAGGAGGUCCUCACUACGUAUCUCGGGAGAGAAAAGCUUGCGGCCCCGAAGGAGAUGCAAGUCAGUUGGGGAUUAGAGAAAGCUGAAGCCAAGGAUGUUGGUCCUCUGAUAUCACAAUCUAUCUCUUUCUAG
Molecule: messenger RNA, 1608 nt
Organism: Venustampulla echinocandica
Lineage: Eukaryota; Fungi; Ascomycota; Leotiomycetes; Helotiales; Pleuroascaceae
Exons: 6
Coding region: 1-1608 (535 amino acids)
Cellular component (GO): nucleus
Molecular function (GO): protein binding
Source: RefSeq, a predicted model, not a curated record